AUGAGCAACAAUGUAUCUUGGUCUGAACUAGGCCUUGCUGAAAGCAGAUUCCGUUAUCCUAAGUCAUGUUUCUUAGAAGACGGUGAAUUAGUCAGCGCCUCCUGGUCUACCAUCUGCAUCUCUCUCGCCACACACAGAGCAAGCCCAUGCAACACGUCCCGGUGCAACAUGCAAGGACCCAGGUGCGGUGUGAUGGCACCUCUUAAGGGGCUGAUACCACUUACACCACUUCAUAAUAGCCGACACAAGGCAAUGGCCAACACACGACUCAAGAUGCCACGAACAUCUGAGCAUGAUCACCAGCGCGUGCCAUGGCAGGCACUCGAUUCACAGCACUGUCACAGCAGCCAGUCAGGUGGUCACCGAGAGGCAGAUUUCAUCGAUGGACCCUCGGGCCUUGACCCACAGCGCUCUGUUAUAUGCCUCAGGCUCCUCCACAUCAUUAUGUUCCUCGGCAGCUCCUCGAGCAGGUCAUACAACACAGCAUCAGUAGAAAACAAAUGUUGCAUGCGCUACCAUGCUGAAGGCGUUACAUUAUCGAAUUUCCAUCCUUUAAGUCAUUACGAGCUCCUAGGUGUGCUAAAUGGCCGAGAGCAAGACGGCCAGGAUGAGCAGCUGGUUCCAGACGACAAUGAGGGCGGGCACCUGCAGCGGUGGGCGGUGCGGGUGUGCGCGGGCGUGAUCGGCCUCCUGCUGAUGGCGGCGCUGGGGAUGCUGCUCCGCGCCAUGGAUCACCGCCACCCCGCGUCUCCGGGUGCUAAACUGAGCAUAGGAGUCCUACUGACAGACACGCCCCUGGACAAAGACCUCUUGCGGGCGGCGCUGAGAGCGGCACGGGAACAACACUCUGCCAGCGUAAGACUAAGUGACAUCCACGUAAAGCAGGCACAGACUCAUGGCACUGUCUCGGGUGCCAUCGAUGCUUUCAAGAAAUUAUGGAAUGAAGGCGUGAAAAUAUUCUUGAUUGGCGGUGAAAACAGCGACAUUCUGAUAUCCUUAUGUAAACAUAUCGAGAGCAGCGGCCACGCGAGCCUCCUAGUGUCUCCUGAGACGAUGGUCUCACAAGACGUCUGUCCGUCUCUGGUGUCGCUCUCGCCAGCUCAAGAGACGGUCACCGUGGUUGAAGCGGGGCGAUUAUUGGAAGCGAAGGUGAGCCAUGUGGUUCCUGUUGUGACCACGUUCGAAGCCGGCCAGUUGACACAUUUGGUGAAGGCCGCGGAAGCACGAAACCUCACCGUGACUCCUGCGGUGCUCUUGGAUCCUCAGCACAUCUCAUUAGCACAACUAAAAGAGAGACUAGCUGAAUACCCUAAAGCAGGUGUAUGGAUGUCCUUGGGAUCUGACCUGCCGCACAUUUUUGCUGAAGUAAGUUAUCUGGUCUGUGGUCGUCUGGUGAUGCUGCACGCGCACGCCGCCCACCGAGCCCGUCUCCUGCGGCAUCCCCUGGCGCGGGAAGCAGCCGAAAAAUGUGGUGUGUGCAGCGCAGCGUGGGCGGGCUCCACCAGGAUCGAUACAGCCGCUCGCCGCCGCCUCCUGGAUGACCUGCAACCUGAGGAUCCAUUAUUUGCCUCCCUCGCCUAUGACAUUACUGGUCUAGCUCUGGCAGCUCUCACUGUCGGUCGUGAUGCUUCAGUGCCCGAGCUAAGAGCCCAAAUACUGAACUAUGGCAGUCUCAAGGGUGUCACGGGUAGUAUGAAAGAUGGCAGAAGAAGCGGAUGGGUGGCUCGAUUAAGGCUUGUAGCUCAACGCCUGGUAGGAUGGGCAGUUCUUCAGGAUACGCCAUGGCUGCUGGAGGGAUGCACACAGAUUGCGAGCGAGGAAGAGGGGUCAUGGGCACCAUCCUGAAAACCCACGCCCCGACACACAUGGUGACGCAGGAAGAGGUACUGGACAUCAUUAAUCGCGGGCGAUGUAACAGAAGCGCGCGG
Messenger RNA from Penaeus monodon (black tiger shrimp), 1928 nucleotides. RefSeq lists its product as uncharacterized. The record is from RefSeq and is a predicted model, not a curated record. Lineage: Eukaryota; Metazoa; Arthropoda; Malacostraca; Decapoda; Penaeidae. Bases 1 to 1845 code for a protein of 614 amino acids. The transcript is spliced from 8 exons.